AUGAUAAAGCAAAAUAAAGAAGGGGAACCAAUUUUCAUCCCGCCAACCAAAAUUUUACAAGAGUUAAAGUAUUUGCACAAAGAAUUGCCAGCAUUUUGUUAUUCUUGGGCUUGGGAAGCCAGAUGUGUUUGUGCAUUUGAAAAAGGAGAAUUCAUUGAAGCAAUAAAAGAGUUGAAAUAAAUUGGUUGCUAAAAGAGAUGUGAAGUGUAUGCAAAAAAACCAAUUCUCAUUGGCAAAAGGUUAUUUAAUGUAAGAUUAAUUUCAUAUGGGGCAUCAUCUCCAAAAAAAAUGUUUUUUGGACCAAACCAUUUAGCUCAUGCAUUUGAUAAGUUGAUGUUUGAUUAUGUCUAUAUAUUUUUGGAGACCCCUCAGAAAACAGCUAAAAAAAUAUAGUUACUUAUAUAAAAAGCAGAAAAUGCAUAAAAUAAUAGACAAAUUGCAAGUUUUAAGGAGAGUUACAAAUUAUUACUGGGAAAGGAAUAUGAAGUAUAGAAUAUGGAGGAAGAAUAGAGUGAAGAACAAGAUUGAUGCAUUAUCAUAAUAUUAA
Paramecium tetraurelia is the source of this 547-nucleotide messenger RNA. RefSeq lists its product as uncharacterized. The record is from RefSeq and is a predicted model, not a curated record. NCBI's taxonomy places the organism in Eukaryota, Ciliophora, Oligohymenophorea, Peniculida, Parameciidae. The transcript has 3 exons.